Molecule: messenger RNA, 939 nt
Organism: Trichosurus vulpecula (common brushtail)
Lineage: Eukaryota; Metazoa; Chordata; Mammalia; Diprotodontia; Phalangeridae
Product: mitochondrial folate transporter/carrier-like
Exons: 1
Coding region: 1-939 (312 amino acids)
Biological process (GO): nucleotide transport; folate import into mitochondrion
Cellular component (GO): mitochondrion
Molecular function (GO): FAD transmembrane transporter activity; folic acid transmembrane transporter activity
Source: RefSeq, a predicted model, not a curated record
AUGAAGGCCCAGGGCCAGUCGAGGCCGGCCUCGCCGCCUCUGAGCACCGUGUUCCGCCACGUGCGGUACGAGAACCUGGUGGCGGGCGUGAGCGGCGGUGUCCUCUCCAACCUGGUGCUGCAUCCGCUGGAUCUCGUGAAGAUUCGCUUCGCCGUCAGUGACGGACUGGAGCUGAGACCCAAGUACAAGGGUGUCGUCCACUGUUUGACCUCCAUUUGGAAGAUGAACGGUAUACGAGGCCUCUAUCAAGGAGUAACCCCCAACGUGUGGGGCGCGGGUUUGUCUUGGGGACUCUACUUUUUCUUCUAUAACGCCAUUAAAUCCUAUAAGACAGAGGGGAGAAAGGAACGGCUCACGGCCACAGAAUACCUGACUUCGGCUGCCCAGGCCGGGGCCAUGACGCUGUGCGUAACAAACCCAUUGUGGGUAACAAAGACCCGGCUGAUGCUGCAGUAUGACCACAGCCCCGCCGAGAGGCGCUACAGCGGAAUGGUGGACGCGGUGGUCAAGAUCUACAGAGCCGAGGGCAUGCGGGGGCUGUACAGGGGCUUUGUGCCCGGGCUGCUGGGCACCUCCCACGGAGCCCUUCAGUUCAUGGCGUAUGAGGUGCUUAAAGUGAAGUACAAUAAGCAUAUCAAUCGAUUACCGGACGCGCAGUUGAGCACGGUGGAGUAUGUAUCCGCUGCCGCGUUGUCUAAAGUAUUUGCUGUGUCAGCAACGUACCCCUAUCAAGUAGUGAGAGCCCGGCUUCAAGAUCAGCACAUUGAUUACGAAGGCGUGUUCCACGUGAUCAGGAGGACGUGGAGCAAAGAAGGCAUUCCAGGAUUUUACAAAGGAAUCGUUCCUAAUUUGAUUACAGUGACUCCCGCAUGUUGUAUUACUUUUGUAGUUUAUGAAAAUGUCUCCCAAUUUUUAUUUGACCUCGGACAGAAAAGGUAA